UCAGCAUGUAAAAACUGUGGUGUGAAAUUUCGUCUUCGGCAUUUUUCAUUAUGAAUCUUGAGCAAUUCUAUGAAGAACUGAGGAAACUAGAGACCACAGCACUAUGUGUGCAAACCGUAGAAUCGUCCAGGGAAUACUGCAAGCAAAUCUUGGAGAAACUAGAGGCAUUUGCUGAACGAGGGGUUGGCUAUAAGGAGCAUGCACAGGCUGUGUUACAAUGCAUCAAGUCCCUACUAAAGACAAGGAAGUACCUCAGUGGCCCACCGGAUAUCAUCCCUGAACUAUGCCACAACAUUGUCUUGCGUGUUGCUCGUGUGGCUCUGAACUGGGAAUGGCUGCGAUUGGCUGACCAAGAUGAACUAAAGAUGGCAUUCAGACAAAAUGUUAUGGCCGCAACUACACAGCUGCCAUCUGAUGAAGAGAAACAAGAGUUCCAAAAUGCUGUUAAGUUGCUGUCCAAUGAUCAUUGGAGAGAACCAACUUUGGAUAAGAUCCUGAAUGGGGAUGAAUCCCUCACUGAAAUGGAAGCUGUGAACUACAUUCGUAGACAGGAGCCGUAUGUCAUUCUGACACGUCUUGAGAUGUUAGCAGGAAGUGAAGAGACGGCACCUAUCGCUCUUAACAUGAGUCGCUGGUGCAUUCUGGAUGAACGUUUUAGUGAGGAUGUCUAUGUGAGAAAAAUGCUUCUUACACAGCUAUAUCUUCUCAACAGAGAACUCUUCCAUCAGGAGACAGUGAGACUGCCUUGUUGCUUGGCAAAUAAGGUUCUAUCUAGCCUUAUGCAGGAACAACCUAGGGACUUAGACCUAUGUAUACAUUGUGCUGGGACCUUUGUAGUUCAAGAUUGGCUUAAACCACAUACCUAUUGCUGUACAAGGGAACUUCUGGAAAAGUGGGUGAAGUUGCAUAUUGAAAAGGGAGCCCAGCUGAAUGAAGAUGAUUUGCAGGAAAACCUUGUGAAGUUGGUCAACCUAACACAAAACACCCUUCAACUUACAUAUCUCAUUGAUGUGUUGAAAACACAGGUUGGUGAAAGAAUGCUGGGAUACUGUAGCAUGCUGUGUCUACGUGCCCUGAACAUGGAUAUGGAUAUAAUGAACAAGGCAAAGGAGGCUCAGGCUCAAGAACGGUGGAAGAACUCUAGGUCUAAUGUUGCACAUGUGUGUCACGUCAUAUAUGACUUAUUCAAGCCCUACUCCAGGGAUAUAGCCAGAGAAGGUAUACUUGCCUGGUUCUCCUUGGACUCAACUCCAAGCAAUUACCAUGCUAUUGAGGACUACUAUCGCAAUGAACCAAUACGCAUGCUGGAAGAUUCAGGUGUGGAUUUAGGUGUCAUUCACAUUGAAUCUCUGAAAGUUAAAGUGAUUGGUUUGAUUAAUUCAGAAUUGGUUACAUGUAUUAAUGCUGAUUGGUCAGAUGUUCAGCCAAUCCUGAUAUCUCAUUUAGAAAGUUUAGGGUUUGUAUAUGACCAAAGUUCAAACGCAUUCUCAAUUCUUACUCCAAUACCUGAAAUUGGUUUAUCAACUGAAGGAUCACUUUCACCUAACAAAAUGGAACAAUCAGAGCCACUUGAUUGUUCCACCACCCUGAUAAAACCAACUAGCAUCCCUGGUGGCCUACCUAUGCACCCACCCUCACCCCCAGAGAUAAGCGAAGGAGCUAUUAAUGCAGCCACUGCUGCUUUUUUCCCUGUCAAGUCUCUAGGUGAUGUGAUAGCCAGUAUUGCCACUCCUCCAUGCAAAGAGACCCAGCAGUUGAGUGAAGGGACCUUAUUGAAUGCAGUACUCCUAGGUACAACACAGACCCUCCAGCAUGAUCUCGGUGUUAAUGCAACAGUUGCUCCCCCUGAGUCCCCACUUCUAAUGGCCUCUGACUCAUCUCCAACCAUUGAGAGUAAAGAUGUUUUAGAAAACCUAGAAGAUCAGAAAAAUCCCCAAGUUGUUUCACAGGAUCUUCCCCAAACUAUUUUAGAGGAAAAUCCAAAAGAGGAGAGACCCCGGGUUGUUUCAGAGGAGAAUCCCAAAGUUGUUUCAGAGGAGAGCCCCCAAUGUGUUUCAGAUGAGAAUCCCAAAGUUGUUUCAGAGGAGAGCCCCCAGGUUGUUUCAGAGGAGAAUCCCAAAGUUGUUAUAGAGGAGAGCCCCCAAGGUGUUUCAGAGGAGAACCCCAAAGUUGUUUCAGAGGAGAGCCCCCAGAUUGUUCCAGAGGAGAAUCCCAAAGUUGUUUCAGAGGAAAAUUCCCAAGCUGUUUCAGAGGAGAAUCCCAAAAUUGUGUCAGAGGAGAGCCCCCAAGUUACUUCAGAGGAAAUCCCCCAAGUUGUUUCAGGAGAGAAUCCCAAAAUUGUUUCAGAGGAUAACCCCCAAAUUAUUUCAGAAGAGAACCCUGAAGUAGUUUCAGGGGAGAAUGCCAAAGUUACUCCCCAGGAAAAUCCUCAAAUUUCAAAGGAAAAUGCCAAAGUUAUCACACAGGAGAAUCCUCCAAUUGUUUCACAGGAAAAUCCCCAAAUCAUUACUCAGGAGAAUCCCCAGUCUUCUUUAGAACCCUCAGAAGCACCAAAAAUUACAACAGAAAGUCCAUCAACACCACAAGAAGAUGUGUCCUUGUUAAAUGUAUCUGAAAUUGUACCUUCUGCAGAUCAAUCAACUGACGAGGAGCAUGCAAAAGCUACACCAAGUAAUGGGGAACCCUCAGAGAUAUCAGAACCAGAGGAAAUAGAAAUUGAAGAUAAAACUUCAAUAAUUUCAGCAACUGAAGAUAAAGCACCAGAAGGAGUAAAAGCUAGUGAAGAGGAAAAUACAACAGGAAGUCAAUCACCAAUGUCAGUUGAACUUGAAGAGACUCUUGUUGAAGAGGUUGAAGUUAACGAAACUGAACCUGUGCAAAAUAAAGACACCGACAUUAAUGAGCCUCGGGAUAAGGAAGAUACAACAACGCCUGAUACUAUUAAAGCCAAUGAGCCAAUUCCCAGUGAAAUUACUGAUGAGCAAAAAAAUAUUGAACAAUCCGCAACAGAAGACAGACAAUCUGCUGAUCAAGAAACUGAGAUUGUUAAUGUGAAGGACAUUGAAGAUAAUGAGAAAGAAACAGCUGGAGGAGAGAUAGACCAAGAGGAGGGUAUGGAAAUUGAUGUAGAAAAUGACAUUGAUCCAAAUCUCAAAGAAAGUGACCCCCCACAAACUAAUCCUAAUGAAAAUGAGGAUGUGGAACAAAGCUCUGCUGAUAUAAGUGAAGAAUAUGUUGCCAACACGGAAAUGCAAGGUGCUGAGAAAGAAAGUAACCCACUAGAAGAAACAGUAGCUGAACAAAUAAUAGUUGCUGAUACUCUUGAAGUGCAAAUUACUGAUACAGCUGAUGAACCACCAGUUGAACUUGAAAGAAUAAUAAAUACUGGAGAAGUGGGGAAAGACCUGAAUCCUAUAGAAGAUGCCAAUUUAACUGAAACUGACAUACCAAAUGUAAAUGAUAAUCCUGAAGUUGAACCAGAGCCAAACCAAAUCCCAACAGAACGAACAGAGUGCCAAGAUGAAGAAGAAUCAAUAACAAUUGAACCCUCCACAGAGGACAUUGUUGAGGAACAGGUGAUUGAGGAUAAGAAGAAACCUACACCUGACAAGUCUGAAAUUCCAGUUGAGAUUGUAGAAGCUACAAAUAAAGAUGAAACUGCUGUGAUUGAUAAUGGCGAAAUUGAGGGAAUAUCCAAUGAGACAGAAGCUGAUAUACCUGCCCUAGAAGGUGAAGGUGAAAAGGAUCCAAUUGAAAGCACACCGAAUGAGGAACCUCCAGGUAUUAUAGAUCAGCAAAUAAUUACAUAUGACAUCAAAGACUAUGAUCCUUCGAGUGAACAAGUUAUUAUCUUCCAAGAGGCAACAGAGACAAAUGAAUUUAGUGAAUCUGCACAGAAAGUCUCUGUAGAUGACGAAGAGCAAAAUGUUACUGAAAGAGGUUACAUCACAGUUGAACUUGACGAAGGAGAGAGCUGUGAUGAUGAAAUUGAUGAUGACGAAGAUGAUAAUGAGAAACAAGAUGCACCUGUCGUAGUUGGAAGAGAGGAGGAGCCACCCCCACCAUUGUUGGAAGAAGAGUGUGGAAGUGCAGGAGAAUCUGGCUCAGAUGAAAUGCCCAUCUUGUCUCCAUCAAUUGAAAAACUUGACAAAGAUGAAAUUGAUGAAACAGAAAGAUCCUUAGCCGAAGCUGAUGCAAUACUGUACAAGGCUCAACGGGUUCUCAGCCAGAAACCAAAGACUCGAAAGACGAAAAAACCUUUGAAAGACCAACCAAAAUCAUAUCGAAAAAUCAUGGCAAAAGAAAAGGAAGAUACAGACUCUGAACCAACAGUGAGUGAAAAGGAGGUGAAGAAAUUGCCACCAAAACCAAAAGAACCCCAAGAAGAUCAAUUAAUCAAAUGGGAACAGGAGAAGGAUGUUAAAAGUGUUAACCUCGAAGGUGGACAAAAGAUGCUGGUUGUACCUGCUAAUCAUCCUAUCUUGAAGAAUGCAGAUUUGGGUGGUGUGUUUGUACCUGGCUCUGUCCAAACAGUUGCCACUGAUCUAAAAAAUGCAGUGAAGUUCCAAAGUGGGCCCAAGUUUUUCAAGUCAAAAUAUUAUAGUGUUGGAGGUACUGGUCGGUCUAUGGACUCGGACACUUAUAAAUGUGAAACAUGUGGUAAAUAUAUUCUCAAGUCAAACAAGAAAAAACAUGACGAACAAAAAUGCAGCAAGAAUGCGACCAAUACAAAACCACAGUCUGAACAUCAAAAAUUAGCAUAUCCUGUCAAAAAUGCUGAACCUCAAUCUUUUGAUAUAUCAGAAGAGCAAGAUGAUGCUCAAAGCAAUGCUAGCAAAGAUGAAACACCAAAGCCUGAAGCACAAGCUCCAACUGUUGAAAAUGAAACUAAUGCUGAAGGUUUUGUUGUGAUUAACACUCCAGCUGGGUCUAACUCCAACACUCCUAGUGUUGAGAACCAGAAUCAGUUCACACCUAUUGAUAACUCAGAAGAGUGUGCCAUGCAGGAGCAACAGCAACAGCCUAUGGGAGGGGGAUACAUUACAGCUGAUGGGCAAGAGUUUUAUACAGCUGAUAUGCAACAUCAGUAUAUUGUCUCAGAAGAGUGUGCUCCCCAACCUCAGCAGGAGCAACAACCUGAAUCUGGCUCCUUCAGCUUUCUACAAACAUCAAUAGACCUUGUGAACUUUAAUGAAAAUGUCGCUUUUGAUAAUAGACCCUUGGUUGAUAUCCAAAAGCCAACCCAAGAGUCCCCAGAAAAGAAACCAGCCACUGUUGUUAAAUCUGAGGCAACCAAAGAAACGGUAGAAGAGGUAGAACCUGAAACUACGGAACCUGAAACUGAAACUCCUUCAGCAAAGAAAAAGGGAAAAGACAACAGGUGUGUGGUAUGUUCCAAGAGAUUCAUCACACGUCCAGACUUAGUUGAACAUUUAAAAACUCAUCAGUCAAAGUUUAUGAAGUUCCGAAAUCCUCCUGAGCCUAUUAAAGUUGUUGAUGAUGAUAUUGAGGAACCAGCUACUGCUGAGGUUAGCGAAUCAGAAAUUGAGGAAACAAAGACUGAAAGCAGCAAACAGUAUAUAACCUUAGAGGUCCAGAAGAAGGAACCCCAUAUUGUAGAUGCUAAAAUGAUAUCACUUGAGGAUUUUAAGAAUGAUAAUAACAUUAAUGAUGAGGAGGGGGAGGAAGAGGAGACCAAAGAGGGCUUUGAGCCUUUCAAGAGUAAGCUUGAACCAGAUACUGAUGAGACUGUUAAACAACUACAAGAGAGGAAAGUCAAUGAAGAUAAAAUCCGAGAGAAAUAUUUCAAUGACAUAUACAGCAAACAAGCUGUUGAGCUUGGCGCAACUAUUAUAAAGCGUAGUAGGUCUUACCUGCAGUGUCCUGAAUGUCCAGCCACCUUUCCAAGUAAGAAAUGUCUGACCAAACACAUCCAGUGUGCCCACAAGAACACGAACUCGGGGGAUAUCAAGAUACCUAAAUUCACCAGUGAGAUGAUAGAUGAGAUUUUGGAAAAGGUCCCUGUGACCCAACUUGUAUGUCCCAUAUGUUCUUUGGGGUACUCUACGCAUGAAGGAAUGAAGAAACAUGUGCUUUCUCACAAGCCCAAGCCAACAUACUAUCCUGGUCGUUGCCCUGUAUGCCUUAGUGCCUUUCCAAGUCUCAUUGGUCUCAAAGCUCACAUGCGAAGUCACCCUAAUUUCAAAUUUUGCGCAACUGAAAAAGAUAUUCUUCCACUAACUGCACUAGAGCCAUCUAUGCCAUCUCAAGAGCAGCUAACAUCUAAAUCAAAGGGAGCAAUUAUACACGAUUCAAUUAAAACACUUACCCCCUCUUCACAAACUUGUCCUGAGUGUAACCUAAUGUUCAAAAAUAGACGUGGGGUAAAGAUUCAUCUUCGUCACCAACAUCCGGAGGUGUACAAUAGACUUGAUCUUGAAGGUUGUCCGGAACUAGACAUGUCCCCUCUACAAAUCGCUGCUAACUCAGUGCAACAAGCAACCAGUUAUUCAACAUUUAGAAAAACCAUCAUGGAACAAAAACAGAAAAAGAAAAUCAAAACAGUUGUCCUUGGAAACCAAAAAUUACAAGUAACGAACCCGGAAACAUAUGGUGAUAAGGGAUUCACUAGUAUGGCAUUACCUACAAAAGUUCAAAGCAAUGAAAAUGUGCAAGCAGCAAAGUCUGAGUCUGAGGAUUCAUAUUUACCAGAGGAAUCCAUUGAAGAAACUCCAGUAGCAAAACAAACACCCAUGACCAAGCAAACACCUGGAGCAAAAGACCCCUCGAAUAAUGUGCAAUCCAAAACUAAAAGAAAGAGGGCAGCACCUGUAGAUGUAGUUAAUAUCAAGUCUAAUGGCUCUGUAGGGAAAACUGAGUCACAAAAUAUGAGACCAACCUCAGAAGAACCAGUCAUCAAGAAGAAAAGAGGUCCAGUUUAUAGAGAACAAGAAUGGGACCCACAGAAAUUGAUGCAGAAAAUAGAAAAACCAAAAGCAGCUGUUGCAAAGAGAGGUCCACGUGUGACAAGGAAACGAUCCCAUUCCCCAGCAGAUGAGUCUGAACAAAAUGAUCAAACAAUAACAAUCAGGAUCAUCUCUCCAGCUAAGAACCGUGCUAAUAAAAGACGGCAAGCAAAACAGAAGAAAAAUGCUGUUAAAGCUGAACCCCCAGAGUUAGUGAUGGAUAUGGAUGAGCCUGGGAGUGAAGCUCGCGAAGAGCCAUCUGUAGAUCCUUCCCUCAAAGCUGAUGCAGCGGGAAGGUCAACCAUCAUAGCUCUCAUGGAGGAAACCACACAAGAGAAAAAAUACCAAAUGAGUGAGUUGUUUUCCACGUCUGCAUCUGGGAUGCAUCUUAAAAGUGGCCCCAAGACUGAACAGGAAGUCAAGGAUGUCGUCAUGCAGACAGAAGUGUGUGAUGACCCAAAUAAGUUCAGCUGUAAUAUUUGUGGUGCCAUCAUGUUAAAAAAAUUAUGGACUUUACAUCAUUUUAUGCACGUCCCAAAAUCCCGUGUAACAGCUAUUAAAACCAAAGCGGGGUUAUAUUUCCGAUGCAUCCAAUGUAAGGAGGUGUUUACCCAUAAAGCCCCUGUGUUUUACCAUUUCUACAAAGAGCAUAAAGAUCUGAUGAUUAAAUCUGAGCAUAAUCCAUCAGCAAUAGAGUGUCAUUUCUGUGGGACAACUUGUCGUAACUUGGAGGCUCUACAUGAGCAUUUGAUGAAUCACAUUCUUACUACAGACAUAGAGUUCUUGCAAAGUGGGGAGCUAAAGUGUCUUUGCUGCAAGAAAAAACUGCAGAAAGAGGAAUAUUUUGUUUGGCAUUUCCUCUCAAAGCAUGCUGAUCGUUUAGUUAGUGAAAUGGAGUAG
This is a messenger RNA of Owenia fusiformis, 7865 nucleotides long. The record is from the annotation of a GenBank genome assembly. NCBI's taxonomy places the organism in Eukaryota, Metazoa, Annelida, Polychaeta, Sabellida, Oweniidae.